This is a messenger RNA of Trachymyrmex cornetzi, 3322 nucleotides long. RefSeq names its product transient receptor potential cation channel family member painless (gene pain). Gene Ontology annotation, molecular function: monoatomic ion channel activity; protein binding. The record is from RefSeq and is a predicted model, not a curated record. The transcript has 4 exons. Gene Ontology annotation, cellular component: membrane; transmembrane transporter complex. Bases 678 to 3320 code for a protein of 880 amino acids. Gene Ontology annotation, biological process: monoatomic ion transmembrane transport. Lineage: Eukaryota; Metazoa; Arthropoda; Insecta; Hymenoptera; Formicidae.
GCACUGUUGCUAGCAACGCAGCAAAGAAGGGAGAACAUUUGAUCCUCUUCUCCCUCUCUUUCCUCGUUGCUGACCAUCACUGACAGAACGGGCGAGUCGACAUAGUGACGGCUAAUACGAUAGGUGUUAAGUAAGGAGAAUUCUUAGUCACACGCAUUAUUAAUCACAAAUGUGCUUGUCUGUUAAUCCGCUACGCAUAACACACUUGCCUUAUGGACAGCAAUGCGACACAGCCGGAAGUUUCAUCAAAGUGUAUAGAUCAGAGGAUCCAGAAUUCCUUUCUUUAAAGAUAAUAUGAAAUUGAUUUAAUCUUUUUCACAUAGUUUCUCGAUGCGCGAUGCUUGAACAAUGGAAGUGCGUUUUCUAUGUAUUAAAUAUUGUACGAUAGUGUGAUCAAGAGGAGAAAAAAAACUUGCCUAAGUAGGAAGCGGACGUCCGGACGUACUUUUGUUAUCACAAUCAAAGAGAUCAAUGCAAGAUUUUACUGAUUUUACGGACAAAUGACUGAAUCUAUUAUAAGGUGAUACACGGAUAAAUGAAAAUGUCAGAGUGAUGAGAACAUUUGCGCAAAAUAACGGUGGAACUCUUAAUUGGCACUUAAAUAAAUUGUGACGGUGAGAUCACGAUCAAUGUCGUUAUAUGAGAGCUCUCUAUCUACGUAGUCGCAAAAUAGCAAAAUGGAUCUCGAUGAGAAUUCCCUGCAGGAAAGCUUGCUGAGUGUCUACGAGCCUACUCUAGACAGUGCGCAAGUUUUUUAUAAGCUACUGUUGGAUGCCUUACGAUUCAAGAAUUUUCGUUCUUUCAAAAAUACUAUAGAACAUGAUUUGAUGAAGCAAUCACCUAUUCUGAACCUCAAUUAUGUAUAUCCGAACACGGAAGAAACAUGCCUCGACAUAGCUAGCAAGAAUGGUUUAACAGAGUUCGUGGAGUAUUUAUUGCGUUUAGGUGCGAAGCCUAAUAGAGUAAAUAAACUACAUAAUCGCGCUCCUAUCCAUUUCGCCACAGAAGGAGGACACGUACCCACGUUGAUGGCUUUGCUAGCGGAACCAACAAUAAAUCCAAAUCUUGAGGCGAAACAACAGACUGCCUUGCAUAUCGCAGUGAGAAAGAAUGAUCUGACGUGCGCCGGAUUGUUGCUGGAGAACGGUGCUAGCGCAAGUAUUCCCAAUAGCAAGGGUUUAACGGCUCUCCAUUUGGCAGCGAUGAAAGGCCAACGGGACACGGUGGCACUGAUAUUGGAGAAAAGCCGACAGUGUCCAGACAUUGACACUUACAAAGAUUACAAUGAUCAGACAACGCGAGAGGUGAUUCAGAAAAAGAUGCCGGAUAUAUCAUUGCCGCCCAAAAACGAAAAUCGUAAGAUAAAUGUGCACGAUCUUAAAUAUUACCUGAUUACUAACGACGAGACAAACUUCCUAAAAAAUAUGGAGUUUGUCAAGAUAGAGAUUCUUCACAGUGUAGCCGAAGAGCUGCUGGAAAUGAGUGCACAAAGAGGCUUUUACAAAAUUACGAUUGAAAUCCUGGAAAAACUUAAAGGAAAACAGUUUAGCGUGAAAAAAGCUGCGCAAGAGGCUGUUCAACAGAAUGAUUAUGCAAUUCUUCAGGUAUUGCUGGAGAUGGAGCCAAAUGUAGCAAAUGAUCUGCUUCUGAAUGCUUGUCAGGAACUAGGAAUGCCGAGAAAACGAGGAAUCGACAAUACGCUCGAUCGACUGAAUUGUUUGAAAUUAAUCUUGGAACAAGAAGACGUGAACGUUCGUUGCAGUGAUAAUAAAGGCAACACUCCACUACAUUACGCAGCCAGAGCUGGCUGCCAAGAAGCAGUAAUUUUACUUCUCAACCGAGGUAGCUACAUCGGUCACAUGAACGAGUACAAUACACCGCCUAUCGCAGAUAUCUCGGCACACACGCUGUCGCGCUACUUUGAUGACUGUUUGCAGACGCGGAAAGAUCGAACGAACGAGUAUACGAUGGAAUUUAACUAUUGCUGCUUAAUGCCGCACGACGUUCUCACGGAUCGAUAUAAAACUCACCGAGCAACUCGUGAAAUGGAAGUGUUUAAAUACAUCGCCAGCAAUAGCGGCCUCAAACAUCUACUGAAACAUCCACUGCUUUCCUCUUUCCUCUAUCUUAAGUGGCACAGAAUACGGCACGUUUUGUACGCAAAUUUCGCCUUUUAUGUGAUCUUUUAUUUUUUGUUAAACGCUUACAUCUUGAGCAUGACUUAUGACGCUAGGAUAGAAAAUGGGAUGCAAACUGAAACCAACAAUAGAUCCGAUAUGGCUUCGGGAAGUACUUUGCGAAUUAUUUGGAACCAACAUAACAACUUCCUAUGGGCCUCCACCACUGUAAUGUUGCUGUUGUUCAUCCUCCGAGAAAUUUUUCAACUUAUCUCUUGUGUCAGGCGUUAUCUAAUGAGCUCAAGGAACUGGUUAGAAAUCGUACUGAUUAUGCUCACUAUCGCUUUGCUGUGUGGCGCGGGAGUUCAAAUCGGUGCUGUGGUAAUCUUGCUGUCGGCCUGGGAGUUGGUGAUCCUCAUCAGCCAGCAUCCACGCUUGUCCACCGGCAUCGAAAUGUUCCGGACCGUUUCACUCAAUUUUAUACGCUUUCUGUUUCCCUACCUGUUUCUUAUUUUCGCAUUUGCUCUGGCCUUCUAUACACUCUUCAAAAACGGCAACGAUACGAAUUUCCCUGAUCCUGGUCUUUCACUUUUCAAAACUGUUAUCAUGCUCACUGGGGAGUUCGAUGCCAAUGACAUUCCGUUUAUUUCGCAUCCCGUUUGGAGUCACAUCGUGUUCAUGUUAUUUGUUUUCUUUAUCGCUAUCGUAUUAUUUAAUCUGCUUAAUGGUUUGGCAGUCAGUGACACUGCUGAGAUUCUGUGUAAGGCCGAGUUGGUCGGACUUAUUUCUCGAAUACGUUUAGUUACCUACAUUGAAGAUGUAGCGAUUGGCGAACCUUUCAAGCACUGCGUUCACUGCAAUUUGCGACUGCCUUGGAAUCCUUUUGGUUUUCUUGCUAAGAGAAUUCUUUUGUUUCCUCAUUUCCUAAGAGAUGGUAAAAUCAUUAUCAAUCCACAUGAUAAUCUGGACGUUUACGAUAAUGAUAGAUAUUACGGAAAGUACGUUCACAGUGCAUCUGUAAAGAGCAACAAGCAGUGGACUACCUUGAGAAUGGACCCUGACAUAAUUAAAAAAGCUAAACGUACUAUUUGCAAUAAGAAUCGAUUGACGGAUAAUGAGAGGAUCAUGAUUACAUUGAACAAACUACAGCAGAAAUUGAGUACAAUAGAGACAACUCUGAAAAUUACAAAGUUUGUAGAAUAACA